Xylaria bambusicola is the source of this 938-nucleotide messenger RNA. RefSeq lists its product as uncharacterized. Gene Ontology annotation, cellular component: mitochondrial large ribosomal subunit; ribosome. The record is from RefSeq and is a predicted model, not a curated record. Gene Ontology annotation, biological process: mitochondrial translation. The coding region runs from base 66 to 650 and encodes 194 amino acids. Lineage: Eukaryota; Fungi; Ascomycota; Sordariomycetes; Xylariales; Xylariaceae. Gene Ontology annotation, molecular function: structural constituent of ribosome. The transcript is spliced from 2 exons.
CCCUCGGCAAUAAUUGAAUCUGUAAACCAUAAACGAUAGCCCAUUGUGCCUCAAGACCUAGCAGAAUGGCGGCCCCAGCAGCAGCAGCCGGAGUGCUGUCAAAAACAUUCCGAACGGGGAAAAAAAAAAUCUUUCUGCCCAGUCACACGGUCAAAUUCCUCGCGCCGAAACCCAACCAACACCCGGCCUUCGCGACAUUCGAAGUGCCGCUGACCUUCAACAAAUUCGACCUCCGCGACUACCUUCUGCACGCGUACAGGACGCCCGUGCUCGCCGUGCGGUCGCAGCUGCGGCAGCAGCGGCCCACGAAGUCCAAGACCAACGGCCGCAUAUACCGCCCGGUGCCGAUCAAGACGAUGACGGUGCAGCUCGCGCAGCCCUUCGAGUGGCCGGCGAUGCCGGAGGACUUAUCGCCCUGGAAGCCGGACAACCUGGCCCGGGCGAAAAAGCAGCAGGAGGAAACGCAGAAGCUCGAGGAGACGUCGAGGAACGCGGCGUUGUUCCCGCUCCGCGAGAAUAUGCGUAAAGCGAAGUCGUGGACGAACAUGAGGGCGGAGGCCAAGCGGUUGCUGCAGGAAGGCGGAUGGUCGAAUAAGCGCGACUUGGACCCGAGAUUCACGGAGAAGGAGGAGGAGGGGAAGAAGAGGUAGAGAGGAUAAAGAUGAGAUGAUUGAUUUUAUGUCGAAAAGGGAGGAGGGGAAGAAAGCGUCAUGAAGAGCGUGUAUGCGUUCCUCUGCUCCGUGAAUAGAGAGGGCAGAUGCUGCAGAUUCGAGACUAUCUGUGUACGACUACGCGCGUUCACCUGCUUAUGAGGUGUGUAUCAUAGCGAACGACUAGAUGACUAAUUGGUCAGGGGGGCAUGAUGAAGAUACAAUCAAAGUAAAUAUCAAGCCAAUGGGUUUCAGCAAUUGAGACAGUUGAUAACCCGAAAUUAAAAA